Molecule: messenger RNA, 570 nt
Organism: Lichtheimia ornata
Lineage: Eukaryota; Fungi; Mucoromycota; Mucoromycetes; Mucorales; Lichtheimiaceae
Exons: 3
Coding region: 1-570 (189 amino acids)
Biological process (GO): dephosphorylation
Cellular component (GO): nucleus
Molecular function (GO): phosphatase activity
Source: RefSeq, a predicted model, not a curated record
AUGUACACACGAUCGCCUCAUGUCGGCGGCCAAAGGUCACUCAUCAAUCCUCCGACGUUUAUCGAAUACAAGGAUGCGCGGUUCCUCAUCGUCGACGCACCAAGUAACAACAACCUACCUCUUUAUAUUGAAGAAUUCACUCGGUGGAACGUUACCGAUGUAGUGCGUUGCUGCUAUGCAACCUAUUCCCCCGUGCCGUUGAAGGAACAAGGUAUCCAAGUCCAUGAUUGGGUUUUCGGUGAUGGUGAAGCACCUCCCACGCACAUUGUCGAUGCAUGGCUUGACUUGAUCGACGAACGAUUUGGAAACACAACAUCCGAUACCACAACAUCUCCUCCUUCUUCUUCUUCUUCAACAACAACAACACCUGCAUGCAUUGCGACGCAUUGUGUCGCCGGUUUAGGAAGGGCACCUGUUCUGGUGGCGAUUGCACUUAUCGAACUUGGUAUGCCAGCUUUGGAUGCUGUUGCUUAUAUCCGUGAGCGGCGACGAGGAGCCAUCAAUAACAAGCAGCUCAAAUACAUUGAAGGAUACAAACGACGAACAAAAAACAAGUGUAUAAUAUGCUAG